UUUGGGGAGGCAGAGGUGGGGGGUUGGAGGGUCACGCAUCAAGAUUCGUGCUCGAUGGCCUCGGCCAUGGAGGAGGAACGGGAGGGUGGGAAGAGCGAGAAGGUCUUGAAGUUAUUUGGAGUCAGUAUUGUUCGAGGAGAGGUGGGAGGCAAGGAGGAGGCCGACGCGGAGGAGGAGGAGGUGAUGAGGAAGAGCUCCAGCAUGGGCAACCUGGCCUCAUGCGCCGCCGUGCCUUUGGUCAUCGAUCAUGGCGCCGGCGACCAGGGGUACCACUCCGACGGUGCCAUCCUCCAGUCCGCCACCGGGAGGAGGAGGAGAUGCCAGGAGCGAAAGAGAGGGGUACCCUGGACAGAGGAGGAGCACAGAACCUUCCUGACUGGGCUUGAAAAGCUUGGGAAGGGAGACUGGAGAGGGAUUUCGAGGACAUUCGUGACGACGAGAACUCCAACCCAAGUGGCCAGUCAUGCUCAAAAGUAUUUCCUCAGGAAGAACAAUCCCAGAAAAAAGAAGCACCGAUCCAGCCUCUUCGAUGUUACGAUCAACGAUGAAGCUACUGCCACUGAAGCAGCAUCGGUAUUAUCUUCAAAGAAAAGCAAUGAAAUCCAAGAACAUAUUACUCAUCUCAAUGACGGCAAUAAUUCAGUUAAUUACCCAGCUGUUACAACUAUUGGGCAAUCUGUAGUUGGGGGAGCUUCAAACUUCCACCAUAUAGCAAACCAUGGUGGCAUUAACAAUCUUCCUAGUCCCAGACAUAUUGUGGAAGUCUCUGACAAUAGUGUGAAAGAUCGGGCAAUUCCAGAAGUUUUUAUUGUGCCACCACUCUAUACAACAAGUCAGAUGCCACAGGUAGAGCUCGCGUGUACUCCAGAUCUCAAAUUAUCUUUGUCAUACCCAAACUGCCAAACCCAAUCUUCUGCCACCACACCAGCUGAAAUAAGUGAUUUGGAGCUCAAAAUUGCACCUCCUCGACGACAUGAUCUUUCUUAUCUUCUCAUGGUUCAGCAGGUGCAAUAA
Messenger RNA from Musa acuminata subsp. malaccensis (wild Malaysian banana), 1014 nucleotides. The record is from RefSeq and is a predicted model, not a curated record. Lineage: Eukaryota; Viridiplantae; Streptophyta; Magnoliopsida; Zingiberales; Musaceae.